UUUUUCAAAUUCAAGAACCCAAGUUGAGUAAAUGUAAAACAAAACAGCAUUUCAAACGCUUGGGAACUCUAUGCACGUGUCCUUUAGUAUUUAUUAAGGUAAAAAGAGGAGUGCCUUAACCUCUAGGUUAAGUAUGCUUUUCCAGUACGAGUCACCAGCCAACAUCUUCCUAUAUAUCCCGGAACGAAUCAAGGGCCAUCCUAGUCGAUUAGUCCUCCUUUCAGAAAUAUAUGUAAUGGCACCGGUCGUGCUACUUAUCUUAGUAAUACUACUUCUGGUGAAUACUGGCUCCAGCAUCCUCAAUGCCACGUCCAAAGCAGCUAAACUAUUCCCGGCAAUCCUAAUAUUGGGGGACUCAACAGUAGACACCGGUAAUAACAACUACAUCGCGACUUUGUUCAAGGGCAACCACCUCCCUUAUGGUCGCGACUUCCCUGGUCAAGUUCCCACGGGUAGAUUUUCUAAUGGAAAACUCGUUACUGAUUUCAUCGCUUCUGCGGCUGGUAUCAAGGAGACAGUUCCUCCGUUUCUAGAUCCUGACCUAGAGGACGGACAACUCUGCACUGGCGUUAGCUUCGCCUCGGGAGGAUCUGGGUUUGAUGAUCUGACAACCGCGGUUUCUGGUGUAAUCCCGAUGUCAAAGCAACUUGAAUACUUGAAGAAGUACAUUCAGAGGCUUAGCAAGGUGGUAGGGGAAGAGGAGGCAAAGAAGAUUUUAAGAGGAGCGUUGGUCAUCAUCAGUGCAGGAACCAAUGACUUCAUAUUUAAUUUCUAUGAUAUUCCCACGAGGAGAAUCCAGUUCAAUAUCAGCGAAUACCAAGACUUUCUGCUGGGAAGACUACGAGAAUUCAUAUUGGAACUCUAUGAUCUCGGAUGCCGUAAGAUAGCAGUGGCGGGGCUUCCUCCAGUUGGUUGUUUGCCCAUUCAAACGACCGCAAAAUUCAAGAACCCUGAGGAUCGAAAAUGCAUAGAAGAUGAAAACCUAGAUGCUCGAACCUACAAUCACAAGCUAGCAAAUCUUUUGCCUCAAAUAAAAUCAGUGCUUCCAAAAAGCAAGAUUGCCUACGCGGAUGUGUACAAACCAAUGAUUGACAUGACCAAUCAUCCUCAGAAGUACGGAUUCCUGGAAACAAAGAAAGGAUGCUGUGGCACUGGAUAUGUAGAAGCAGGACCUCUGUGCAACGAACUCACACCAACAUGUCCUAAUUCAUCGCAACACUUGUUCUGGGAUAGCAUCCAUCCAUGCGAGUCAGCGUACUACUACAUCUCUCUGUUCAUAGAGGAGCAAGUUCUUCCUCAAUUAUUCUUUGGCGACUCUACCAAUGUAUACUGAAGAUCCAUUGAUCUAUAUGCCAUUGUAAAAAGAAAAAAAAGGGAGCAGGUAUUACACAUGAUUAGCAAAUAUUAAAGGAGUAAAGGAACCGUUCAAGAUUCAACUUUAUGAGGGUAGAGCCAGAUCCUCGGAUAUAGUAAAUAAUACGAUGUUGAUCGAUCCAAUCUGUACAAGGCUAGAUUGAGUAAGCGCCGGCUGUCAGCCAAGGGUAUGAAUCAUUUCUUUACAGAUACAUUAUGAACUAGCAUUUGAGGAUCAGUUACCAAGGCCAAA
Molecule: messenger RNA, 1606 nt
Organism: Syzygium oleosum
Lineage: Eukaryota; Viridiplantae; Streptophyta; Magnoliopsida; Myrtales; Myrtaceae
Product: GDSL esterase/lipase At2g30310
Exons: 3
Coding region: 134-1333 (399 amino acids)
Molecular function (GO): hydrolase activity, acting on ester bonds
Source: RefSeq, a predicted model, not a curated record